GCCAGAGCGUACAAGCUGUUCAAUCAAUUCAAGAGAGAGGAGAAGAAGACUGAGGAGGAGCUUCACAGAUUGCCAAAGGUCAACAUGGAGCGUCGGGAUGAGGAGAUCCAAGAUGAAAACUUCUCGACUGGAGUUUCAUAUGAAACAUAUGGCAAUGCCGUUACCUUAGAGGAUGCAAACUCACUUGGAAACAUUGAGGAGGACUCUGCGGUCGUGAAGAUGAGCCCAUGUGGAGCUCAUGCAGGAAGUGAGUUGUUACCGUCUGUACAACAAGAUCAGAAUGACACCAUCAUGGCUGAGGUUGCAGAUGAAGAAAUUAAACUCUUUACGGGAACAGUGGGCCGCUUGAGUGGAAGGAAGGGACCGCCUACAGCUCCACUCCAACAUCCUUUGAAAAACAAUCUGCAGAAAGAGUCUCUAUCAGACGUGAGUGAUACCAUUCACUGCAGACCUCCAAAAGGGAGAACAGAGAAUAAUGCAAAAGGGGAAACGCAAGCAUGUGAGGUGAAGCCAGUUUUGAGUGACUACUCUUCAACAAAACCAAAGGUUACUGACACUGACGAUCAAAAGGAGUCAGUGAGGCCUUAUCUACAAACAGACACAACUGAAGCAACCACAAAUCAAAACUUGAAUUCAGCAUCAAAUCCGGCCUUACCUGCUGAACCCAGUUCUAUUCUGGAGAAGCUACUGAAGAGAAAUAGAAAGGAGACAACCCCAGCUGUUUCAGAAAUAAAAGAGGUAAACAACACCUUGGAUGUUACUGCAAAGAGGAUCCCUGACAGUGCGGCACCAGAGCUGUUCACUGAUAAAAAUGUACCUAUGCCAAUAUUUGAUCUGAAGGGGUUGAUAGAGAAACCACAUAAAGAAAACCUUGCAGCCAAAGAGCAUCACGUUACAGGCCGGGACAUGAAACAAACAGACACUACAGACACCUCAGAUGUACUUCAGCCUGGAGUGAUUGCAAAUACCAUGUGUGAGAGCUCAUGCACAAACUCACAUUGUUCCAAAGUUGAUUGUCAGAGUACAAAGAACAUCGACUCAACAGAUGCUUCAGUUAAGGAGAUAAAGCGCAAUACAAGCCCCUCUAAAAACCUGACCUCAGAAAACUCACAAUCAGCUGUUUCACAUGAAAGAACGUCUUGUGAAGUGAGUGGUGUGAUUACUGAGGAAUCUGCACCUUCUCCACUGUCUCCACCCACAAAGAGUGAUGGGCAAAUUGCAGACUCAUGCCAUUUACUUACUGCAGAGAAGACAGCCGCCAGCACUGUAAGAGCACCUCUACAGAGAAAGAGUGACAGCGAAAGCAAAGCUGAUCCACAGUUAUCUGGCUCUUCGUGCUCAGAUGAUCAACCUGUGAGGAGGAAGAAGGUGAAGGACACUGCUGCACCAGCUGCGGAGGCUGGCUUAGUUUUGGUUGUAGACGACACAGUUAAAUCAGAGGAAAGCCACCAGGUCACAGCAGGCAUGAAGCAGGAUCUUCAUACACUUCACUCAGAAAAUAUGAUGCCAGACCAGCCUGAUAAAAAACCUGUUAAAGAGAGCAAUGACAGCGUCUCAGAGAGAGAUAAAUCCCAGAGCACUCCCAAAUCUAGGCCUGUCUCAGAACUCAUAAAGGAGACCAUUCAACUGCAUGAAAAACUGCAGCACCAGGACCGACCAAAGCCAGCUGAAGUCAAGUCUGAUGAGCAGGGCCAGUCUUUGAAGGUGGCACAGAUGAAGGCGGCUUUCGACUCAGCUCAGAAAUCCACAGACAAGGCCAUCGAGAGGAAGCCAUCAGUGAGAAAAGAUAUGAGACGAGUUGUACGGCAGAGCAAAUUCCGUCACGUCUUUGGCCAGGCGGUGAAGAAUGACCAAUGCUACGAUGAUAUCCGGGUGUCAAGGGUCACAUGGGACAGCGCCUUCUGUGCAGUCAACCCCAAGUUUGUCGCCAUAAUUAUUGAGGCCAGUGGCGGUGGAGCUUUCCUCGUUCUCCCUCUUCAUAAGACGGGACGCAUUGACAAAUCCUACCCCACAGUGUGCGGCCACACAGGCCCGGUGUUAGACAUUGAAUGGUGCCCCCACAAUGAUCAGGUCAUCGCCAGCGGCUCCGAGGACUGCACAGUGAUGGUGUGGCAGAUUCCUGAGAAUGGCCUUGUCACUGCCAUGUCUGAGCCAGUAGUGGUACUGGAGGGCCACUCCAAGCGCGUUGGCAUCAUCACAUGGCACCCCACAGCACGCAAUGUCCUUCUUAGUGCAGGUGGCGACAACCAGAUCAUCAUCUGGAACGUGGGCACAGGAGAGGCUAUGAUCAACCUGGAGGACAUGCACCCCGAUGUCAUUUACAACGUGUGCUGGAACCGCAACGGUAGCCUCAUCUGCACCUCCUGCAAGGACAAGGGCAUCCGUGUCAUCGACCCCCGCAAGGAGACGAUUAUUGCUGAGAAGGAGAAGGCACAUGAGGGCGCUCGACCCAUGAGGGCCAUUUUCCUUUCUGAUGGCAACGUCCUGACCACAGGUUUCAGUCGCAUGAGUGAGAGACAGCUAGCCCUCUGGAACACGUCAAAUAUGGACGAGCCGAUGACUGUUAAUGAGAUGGACACCAGCAACGGAGUGCUCCUGCCCUUCUAUGACCCAGACACCAAUGUUGUUUACCUCUGUGGGAAGGGUGACAGCAGCAUCCGUUACUUUGAAAUCACAGAUGAGGCUCCAUAUGUUCACUUCCUCAGCACUUUUGCCACCAAGGAGCCCCAGAGGGGCAUGGGCUACAUGCCCAAGAGAGGCCUCGAUGUCAACAAGUGCGAAAUUGCGAGGUUCUAUAAACUGCACGAAAGGAAGUGUGAGCCUAUCGUGAUGACUGUACCUAGAAAGUCGGACCUGUUCCAGGAUGACUUGUACCCAGACACUGCUGGACCCGACCCUGCCCUGGAGGCUGAGGACUGGUUUGACGGAAAGAAUGGGGACCCCAUCGCCAUCUCCCUCAAGAACGGCUACGUCCCGGGCAAGAACCGCGAGUUCAAGGUGGUCAAAAAGAACAUUUUGGACAGCAAGCUCACCAAGAACUCAGAGAACUCGAGCCCUGCCAACAAGUCUGCCUCCCCAACUCCAUCGAUUAAAUCUGAAGCCAAGCUGGAGGAGAUCUUGAAAGAAAUCAAAUCCCUCAAGGACCUCGUCAGCAGUCAGGAGAAGCGAAUCAUCAAACUUGAAGAGCAAAUGUCCAAAAUUGCCAUUUAGGGACCCUUUACCCAACCCGCUACAAUUCAGGACGUUCCAUUGGCUAGGGGGUGGGCGGGACCAGUCACUGCCUAUCUCAAUGACAGUGUUUCGUCUGAGGCCUGCCUAGCAACGAUCCCUAGCAACAUUCCAGAUGAACUUUUUCUUAGCCAGCCCCCGACCCUCACUUUAACACAGGUGGAAUAAGGACGUGUGGCAAAUUUAGCAGAAAAAUACUCUCGCUUUUUGGUGACAAAGGACUCUUUUUCCUUUUAUUGUGUGGCAGUCAUUUUUUUAUUUUGUCUACUUGGAUUUAAAAGAAAAAAAAAAAGGGUCUUGCAUAUUCCUUUUGCAUUUUAGAAAUAUGACCAAGAAAAAUUCCAGUUUGUCAUUGCAUACCCAAAUAUUUUUUUAAGUAGAUAUCAGUGUUUCAUGUUACCGUACCCCAAAAUUAUAAUGUUGCCAAAUUUUUUUUGAAAUUUUGUUUACACCUCCUUAACAGUAUUUGUUUCUCUCUCUUUGUGGUAAGAUUCAAACCAAAUGCAAACAGGGAAAGCUCAGUGCAGUAGACUGGUUAUGUAAGGAGAAGGAGAGUUAAAUCAAUAAUAUACUAUGAGAUUAAACUAAUUAGAUAGUUAAUGAGGAAGAUUGACAUCCCAAACUCUGAAAUUAAGAGGAAAUUAAUUCACAUUUAUCUGCCACUGUCUACACAGACGUCACGUAAACUACAAGUCUGACUGUCUGUGUUGAAGCUGCACAAAUUAAAACCUGCUUUUUCGACCAUUUCCUCUCAUUCCCUGCUACUUCCCGUCGUUCCGACUGUGGACAAUAGUCCAUGUAAACGCGCAUUCCUUUCUGUCUUGCUUUAUUAAUACGCACUGUGUGCUUAUUGGAGAAAACGACAAAACACAUUCCACAAAUCUCAUCUGCAGUUCUUGAUGUGCGGGGGGGGAGAGAGAUGGGGAGGGGAGAAAAGAAAAAAAAGAAACGCUUCUCUAAAGUUCCUCUUUCUGUAAACACUCUACUGUAGUGACUCAGUUACACUGGUUGGUUGUUAUUGUGACAUUCAUGCGCUGCCCAUGGAAAGACCAACCUUGUGGAUUUUCAACCUCAGCUCUGCUUUGUUUUGGUGAGAGGUUCAGUCACCGAGCCUCUGUGUUAGAUAUCCACGGGAGCUUUUGUGCUCAACACACAAGUGCAGUCAAGUGUAGUGGGAUUAUUUGUUGUCACUGUUCCUUUUGCAUUGUACGCCAUCUCAGAUCUGUGUUUUCUGUACAGACGAAACAGUAACGGAUUAUAAAAAGAAAAACAACAAAAAAAGAUGACACCAAGUAAUCACACGUUGACUUGACUAUUUAAAACCAUCUGGUAAUACAACUGGAGAUUGCUACAGAAACUGUUCAUGAUAGACCUUAAAGGCCUAGAUUGUGUGUGUGAAUAUGUGCCUCAUGUCUUUGGUCUUUUGGGUAUCUGUCACUAUGGAUAUUCCUGCUUUGUUUCUUAUUGGGGUGGGGGGUGGGGGUGGGUUACGAAAUGGACUCACAGUAGAACGUCCAAGACUUGCCUCUAACUUGGAUGAAUUGAAUAGUUGGGUUAUUGCUUCACUGUUAAUUUUAGCCUGUUUCUUGUUCCAGCUGUGCUUAUAUCCCUCUUAGCACUUCCA
Messenger RNA from Morone saxatilis (striped sea-bass), 4852 nucleotides. RefSeq names its product coronin-1C-A. The transcript is spliced from 11 exons. The record is from RefSeq and is a predicted model, not a curated record. Gene Ontology annotation, molecular function: actin filament binding. NCBI's taxonomy places the organism in Eukaryota, Metazoa, Chordata, Actinopteri, Moronidae. The coding region runs from base 85 to 3210 and encodes 1041 amino acids. Gene Ontology annotation, biological process: actin filament organization; neural crest cell migration.